This is a messenger RNA of Emys orbicularis (European pond turtle), 2235 nucleotides long. RefSeq names its product protein tyrosine phosphatase non-receptor type 2 (gene PTPN2). The transcript has 9 exons. Gene Ontology annotation, biological process: negative regulation of receptor signaling pathway via JAK-STAT; negative regulation of ERK1 and ERK2 cascade; peptidyl-tyrosine dephosphorylation. The coding region runs from base 165 to 1433 and encodes 422 amino acids. Gene Ontology annotation, cellular component: cytoplasm; nucleus. NCBI's taxonomy places the organism in Eukaryota, Metazoa, Chordata, Testudines, Emydidae. Gene Ontology annotation, molecular function: protein kinase binding; non-membrane spanning protein tyrosine phosphatase activity. The record is from RefSeq and is a predicted model, not a curated record.
GAGCGCGCAUGCGCAUGACGGCGGCGGGGACUAGCGAGCCGCGGCGAACUGUGAGGCAGUCAAAGACGGAGCGCUCGCCGCCGCUCGUGCUCUGGGCGUAGCAAGCGAGCGAGAGGUUAUGAGCCUGCAGGACUCCAGCGGCCACCCUCGCUCCGGCCGCGGCCAUGGCAGCCUCCAUAGAGCAGGAGUUCCAGGAGAUCGACACUGCUAACGACUGGCAGGCUCGCUACUUUGAAAUUCGGCAUAAAUCCAAUGACUAUCCUCAUAGAGUUGCAAAAUAUCCAGAAAACAGAAAUCGAAAUAGAUACAGAGAUGUCAGCCCAUAUGACCAUAGUCGUGUAAAACUGCAGAACACAGAGAAUGACUAUAUCAAUGCCAGUUUAGUAGUCAUAGAAGAAGCCCAAAGAAACUAUAUUUUAACACAGGGUCCACUUCCUAAUACUUGUUGUCAUUUUUGGCUAAUGGUAUGGCAACAAAAGACCAGAGCAGUUGUCAUGCUAAACAGAAUUGUUGAAAAAGAGUCAGUAAAAUGUGCCCAGUACUGGCCAACAGAAGAAGAGGAAGUCAUGAUGUUCGAGGAAACGGGAUUUUGUGUGAGGCUAGUAUCAGAGGACAUAAAAUCCUAUUAUACAGUACACCUACUACAAUUAAAAAACAUCAAUAGUGGUGAGUCCAGGAUGAUAUCUCAUUAUCACUAUACUACGUGGCCAGAUUUUGGAGUCCCUGAGUCCCCAGCUUCAUUCCUCAACUUCUUGUUUAAAGUCAGAGAAUCUGGUUCGCUGAGUCCGGAACAUGGACCUGCCGUAAUUCACUGUAGUGCAGGGAUAGGACGCUCUGGCACAUUUUCAUUAGUAGACACCUGUCUUGUCCUGAUGGAAAAAAAAGACCCUUCUUCUGUGGAUAUUAAGCAAGUAUUAUUGGAUAUGAGAAAGUAUCGCAUGGGACUUAUUCAGACGCCUGACCAGCUAAGAUUCUCAUAUAUGGCUGUAAUUGAAGGAGCAAAAUUUAUCAUGGGGGAUUCAACUAUACAGAAACGGUGGAAGGAACUUUCUAAGGAGGACCAAGCACCAAGUUCUGAGCAGUCUCCUCCACAACCAACCAGAAUAAAUACGGAGAAGUACAAUGGGAACAGUGUGGGCUUAGAAAAACAGGAGCAAAUGGGGGAGAAAACAAAUACUGAACUGUCCACUAAAGUACAAGAUACUAUGGAUGGAAACAUUGAAAGUACUGUUCGGAAACGGCUGCGAGAGGAUAGAAAAGCUCACACAGCCCAGAAGGUGCACCAGAUGAAACAGAAGCUAAGUGAGACUGAAAGAAAAAGAAAAAGGUGGUUAUAUUGGAAACCUAUUCUCACUAAGAUUGGGUUUGGUACAGUCAUUUUAGUUGGAGCUUAUUCUUGCUGGAAACUGUAUUUUCAAGAACAUUCCUUGUAAGUAAAAACUUAUUUGCACUGUGAGCCUGUCUACGGUAGCAGCUAAUCUUGCUGCAAGUCAAUCAUUAGGGAGUUUGACUUUCAGCAGCAAACUCCUUACACCUAAAAUCGGUGCAGUAGUUUAGACACAAACUAGAUAAGUGAUGUAAACUGAUCAGUCAGCAUCUCAGGACUUUCACAGCAGGUACUUCUGAAACCAAACGGCAAAUUGCUACCCAGAAUAAAGUUGUUCGUUUGUUAAAUAAACAGGUACAAACUUUGUGUAACUGUAUUUAUAUACUUUUAAAAAUGGUAUUCCACUGAAUCUAGAUAGAUAGACCCUGAGCCAUGAAAAUUUAACUAUCGCGGCUAUCUGGGUUUUAAUUUACAUGCCUGACAUAAGCAAUAAACAGUGUGGUAUCAUUUACAUUAUUAAUGCAAAGAAGUUAUCCUUAAAUGUGUGUAAUGUACUAUUGACAUAGGCAUCAACAUUUUAUAUUCUUAUGACCCAGGAUAAAUAUAUUUUAUAACUGCAUAUUUAAUCUUACUUUUUGUAGCUAACUGUACUUUUAAAAGCUUAGUUUGUACAAAUUUAUUUAACCAAAAAAAAAAAAAAAUUGAUUUUGGAAUUUAAUGUAAAGGCUAAUUUGUGCACAGUGCAUCCAUUCCCCACAUUUCAAGAUUUUGAGACUUUCGAUAUGAGCAGCUAGGGUUCUGAUGAAGCACUUUUCAGUUUCUACUCUGCAUGCUGCAUUCCUUUUAUUUAUUUAUUUUUUGUUUUUGCAGUUUCCUUAUUUAAAAAAGCUUUAAAAUGCUUGGUUUUU